AAAACUCGGUCUGGGUCGAACGCGUUGCUUAGCAAGUCUCGUUUUCCACAACACAACUUUCCCUUUUCUUUGUAGCAUCCGCCUGAAGUUGAGAACAGCUUUUCCAUUUAACUGGCGUUCACGUAGUUCUGGCGACAGACUUUUCGCGUCUAACGUCCGCCAGAGGACCUAUUCUCACUCCUGCCACACUUUCGCUUAAACGUUUAUAAACAGCGACGGCGCUACUCCGAAAUUGAUUCAAUAUCACUUUACACUUGUUGCUACGUCGUGUAGAGUGUGUGGAGACGUGAUCGCACUCUUCUUCCAGCUCAAUCCCAGCAACAGGAGGAGGAUGAGGAUGGACGGCUACCGAGUCGAGCUAAUGCUAAUGUGGACACCCAGCAGCAGCCAUGAGUACAAGUUCACCCCAUGCAGAAUACCGAGGGAGGGUCAGACACAACAACCAGCGUGGCAGCGCUGCGGACGUCAUCAUCGGCCCAGGCUCCCGUGGUACAGCCUGUUCCAGCCUCCCAGCAGAGGGUGCUGGUUCAGGCUACAGGCUCAGCUCAGAAGGGUGGACAAGUACAGCAGCUUUCAGUACCCAGGGUCCAACAGGUCCCUCAGCAGGUGCAGCAGGUACAACAUGUGUACCCACCACAAGUCCAGUAUGUAGGAGAAAGUGGAGAGGCUGUUUAUGCCAAUGGAACCAUCCGAACGGCCUACUCCUACAACCCCGAGGCCCAGUUGUACGGGCAGAACAGCGGCGGAAACUAUUUCGACUCUCAGGCCGGUGGAGCUCAUGUCACCACGGUGGUGUCCUCCGCCAGCGGCGGCGUCCCCCCUCACAGCAUGGUCGGCAUCGCCAUGGACGUGGGCAGCAGCAGCCACAUUAUCUCCAGCGGCAGCACCUACCUGAUACAUGGCGGGAGUAUGGAGGGGAGCCGCAACCACAUCUCACACUCCUCGCGCUCCUCUUCAGCUAUGCUUGAAAUGGCGAUUGAAAACCUCCAAAAGUCUGAAGGAAUUGCAAGUCACAAAAGCAGCCUGCUCAACAGCCAUCUGCAGUGGCUGCUGGACAACUAUGAGACAGCAGAGGGAGUGAGCCUCCCGCGCUGCUCCCUGUACAACCAUUAUCUGCGGCACUGUCAGGAACAGAAACUGGAUCCGGUCAACGCCGCGUCCUUCGGGAAACUCAUCCGCUCCGUCUUCAUGGGCCUGAGGACCCGCCGCCUCGGCACCAGAGGCAACUCUAAGUAUCAUUACUAUGGCAUCCGGGUGAAGCCAGACUCGCCGCUCAACCGGCUGCAGGAGGACACCCAGUACAUGGCCAUGAGACAGCAGCCUGUCCACCAGAAACAGAGGUUCAAGCCUCUGCAGAAGGUGGACAGCAUGUCUGACAACCUGUGCGGGAGCUCUCAGCACUGCAACAGCACUCCAGAGCAGUCGGUGGCCGCUCAGAGCCAACACCACCAGCAGUACAUAGAUACAGCUCAAACGUUGCCUCCGUUUCCCUCCCCUGACUUGGGCACUCAGCCUCUUCCCGAGCGCAUCAACAUGAACGAUAUCAAGAAGAUGCAGACGCUCUAUAGAGACCACUGUGAGGCGACUCUGAACGUGGUGAUAAACCUCCAGUUCCACUAUAUCGAGAAGCUCUGGCAGACCUUUUGGUAUGCAAUACCGCCAUCUAGUGACGGCAGCACGACCAUCCCCAGCAGUGACGACGAGGAAGGUAUGAUCCCCAGAGAGACGCUGGUGGCUCUGUGUAAAUACGAACCGGUCAGGCUAUGGAUGAGGAGCUGUGAUCACAUCCUCUACCAGGCGCUGGUGGAGGUCCUCAUCCCUGACGUGCUGCGUCCUGUUCCCAGCACUCUCACUCAGGCCAUCCGCAACUUUGCCAAGAGCCUGGAGGGCUGGCUGACUAACGCCAUGACCAACUUUCCUCAAGAGAUCGUUCGCACCAAGGUGGCGGUGGUCAGUGCGUUCGCUCAGACUUUGAGGCGUUACACCAGUUUGAACCACUUGGCCCAGGCAGCGCGCGCCGUCCUCCAGAACACGUCCCAGAUCAACCAGAUGCUGUCGGACCUCAACAGGGUCGACUUCGCCAACGUCCAGGAGCAGGCGUCGUGGGUGUGUCAGUGCGACGAGAGCGUGGUCCAGCGCCUGGAGCAGGACUUUAAGGUCACCCUGCAGCAGCAGAGCUCCCUGGACCAGUGGGCCACCUGGCUGGAUAACGUCGUGUCUCAGGUCCUGAAGCCUCACCAGGGCAGCCCGAGCUUCCCCAAAGCCGCUCGUCAGUUCCUCCUAAAAUGGUCCUUCUACAGCUCCAUGGUGAUCAGAGACCUGACCCUGCGCAGCGCCGCCAGCUUCGGCUCCUUCCACUUGAUCCGUCUGCUUUACGACGAGUACAUGUUCUACCUGGUGGAGCAUCGCGUGGCUCAGGCCACCGGAGAAACUCCCAUCGCCGUCAUGGGAGAGUUCAGUGACCUGAGCUCUAUGAUGCCGUCGCUCAUGGAAAAAGACGCGUCCUUCUCCGACGAGAUGAGCGACUUGGGCAGCGAUGCCGACGCGUCCCGAGGACCCACCGAACCGGCCGUAAAGAGGGAGCGGAUCGAAAUAAGCCACCCUCUGCAGGAGAUGUGAGUCCCGUCACGUAAACCGGCGUCUCUCCGUUUCGUUCGGGGCCUUUUUGUGGGAUGCAGCGGCUCCUUCUGUCCUCCUGCAGUCAGCGCGUGUGCAAUGUACAUAGACAAGAGUGUAGCAACGUCAGUCCUCCCCCUCACUAGCGUUUCUGAAGACGGUGAUCUUUUUCCUCAUGAAGUUCACACGUUAUGUUUUUGUUUUGUUUUGUUUUUUUUUUACUCACAGGGGUGUAACACAGGUCUGAUUGUCUGUUUUUGUUGCAACUGUGAACGACUUUGUGCAGUACCCUUUUUAUUGGACGUGUAUUUGAGUGGUGGUGUUUAUGUGAUUCAUCUUUUCUCUCUCUAUCGUUUUUAUUUUUAUUUCUUAAACGUAACUAGCUGUGCCAUAGUGUCAUUUUGAGUGCCUUAGAUCGCUAACUUUGAAAACCACCACUACAGAUGUCUAUCUGUCCCUCAGCUGUGCCUCUACCGCAGUAUGAAUGUAUCGUCUCAAAAACCUCAAACAUUCAACAACAACAACAAAAAAAAAAAAAAGAAA
This is a messenger RNA of Mugil cephalus (flathead mullet), 3159 nucleotides long. RefSeq names its product regulatory factor X, 2 (influences HLA class II expression) (gene rfx2). Bases 409 to 2619 code for a protein of 736 amino acids. Gene Ontology annotation, biological process: regulation of transcription by RNA polymerase II. Gene Ontology annotation, cellular component: nucleus. Lineage: Eukaryota; Metazoa; Chordata; Actinopteri; Mugiliformes; Mugilidae. Gene Ontology annotation, molecular function: DNA-binding transcription factor activity, RNA polymerase II-specific; RNA polymerase II cis-regulatory region sequence-specific DNA binding. The record is from RefSeq and is a predicted model, not a curated record. The transcript is spliced from 18 exons.